Messenger RNA from Coturnix japonica (Japanese quail), 2696 nucleotides. RefSeq names its product UDP-N-acetylglucosamine pyrophosphorylase 1 like 1 (gene UAP1L1). Lineage: Eukaryota; Metazoa; Chordata; Aves; Galliformes; Phasianidae. Gene Ontology annotation, molecular function: UDP-N-acetylglucosamine diphosphorylase activity. The record is from RefSeq and is a predicted model, not a curated record. Gene Ontology annotation, biological process: UDP-N-acetylglucosamine biosynthetic process.
GAGAGGAAAAAGGAGACGGAGAGGCGGCUCGGGGCCGAGCAGGGACGGGGCAGCCGCCUCCCGGCCCCGCCCAGCCGCUUCCCGGGAUCGUCGCCGCCGCGCGGCAGCGCUGCGAGGAUGGAGCCGCCCGAGGAGGUGCGGGCGCGGCUGGAGCGGGCCGGGCAGGGACACGUCCUGCGCUUCUGGGCCGAGCUGGACCCGGCUCAGCGCGCGGAGCUGCUGGCCGCGCUGCCGCCCUGGCUGGGGGAGCACUGCCGGCUGGCGGCCGCCUGCGCCCGGCAGUGGGAGCAGCUGGAGCGCCUGGACGGCCGCGUGGAGCCGCUCCCCGCCGCGCUCCUGGGCAGCGCCCGGCACUGCGGCCCCGGCGCGCUGCAGCUCUGGGAGGACGAAGGUUUGCACCAGAUCUCACAGAACAAAGUGGCAGUGCUGCUGCUGGCUGGAGGACAAGGAACCCGCCUGGGAGUGAGCUACCCCAAGGGCAUGUACGAUGUGGGAUUACCCAGUGGCAAAACCUUGUAUCAGAUCCAAGCAGAAAGAAUCCGCAAAGUGGAGCAGCUCGCUGGCCAGAGGCACCACUGCAAGUGUACCAUCCCCUGGUACAUCAUGACAAGUGAGUUCACGCUGGGGCCAACAGAGAAGUUCUUUGUAAAACACAGCUACUUCAACCUGGAUAAAUCCAAUGUAAUCAUGUUUGAACAGAGGAUGCUGCCAGCUGUCACCUUUGAUGGGAAGGCCAUCUUGGAGGAGAAGGGGAAAAUUGCUAUGGCUCCAGAUGGCAAUGGUGGUUUAUAUCGUGCUUUGGUGGAUAAUAAGAUCUUGGAUGACAUGAAGCAGCGUGGUAUCCAGUAUGUCCAUGUGUACUGUGUAGACAACAUUCUUGUCAAAAUAGCAGAUCCAGUCUUCAUAGGUUUCUGUGUUUCCAAAGGAGCAGAUUGCGGUGCCAAGGUGGUGGAGAAGGCCUACCCCACAGAGCCUAUUGGGGUGGUGUGCCGCAUGGAUGGGGUCUCUCAUGUGGUGGUGGAGUACAGUGAGAUCAGCCCAGAGACUGCGCAGCAGCGAAGACCUGAUGGAGGGCUGAUGUACAGCGUUGGCAAUAUCUGCAACCAUUUUUUCACUGUUGAGUUUCUGCAGACAGUGGCCCAAAAACACGAGUCCCAGCUGAAGCACCAUGUGGCCAUAAAGAAGGUGCCUUACAUUGACGAGGAGGGAAAUCUGGUAAAGCCACUAAAACCGAAUGGAAUAAAGCUGGAGAAGUUUGUGUUUGAUGUGUUCCAGUUCUCUAAGAAUUUUGUGGCGUUUGAAGUUUUGAGAGAAGAGGAGUUCUCACCAUUAAAAAAUGCAGACACAUCUGAGAAAGACAAUCCUACCACUGCUCGGCAGUCCCUCCUGGCCCAGCAUUACCGCUGGGCUCUCAGGGCUGGGGCCAGAUUUCUGGAUGCAGAUGGCUGCACAAUACCAGAGAAGCUCAGUCUUUCAGGAACUGAAGAUCCUCCAGCUGUGUGUGAGAUUUCUCCAUUAGUAUCUUACUUUGGAGAGGGUCUGGAGAGGUACAUGAAGAACAAAGACUUCUGUUCUCCCUUUAUACUCGAUGAAGACAAAGCAGCAAUGUUAGGAAGUUCUUGAAGAGGAAGGAGGACCUCCCCUUCAAAUAAGAUGCAUGUCUGUCAGAGCCAUUAUAAGAACUGACCCUCCUAAAAGGUCAUAUGAAGUGCCUUAUGAAAACUUGCUUUGCAGUGUCGUGUUGAUGCCAAAUCCUUGCAGCAGUUGUGCCUACUCACCAGAUCUGUCUGGUGACUCUGAAGUCUGAGCCUUUUACCCUGGUCUGUUUUGUAGACAGCGAUGUGAAUGAUGAUUAGUACUUUCCAGGUACCAGACAGAUUUUAUAUUUCCUUUCUCGAGUGCAUACAAACAUAUAACAGAGCCAGCUGGAAUCUGAUCAAUCAGCUUUGCAUUCAUGAAGAUUAGAUCUCUGCAGUGCCUUUUUUUUUUUUUUUAAAUCCUAUUUGUGCUGUUGUUAUUAUAUAUAUGUUUAUAUAUAUAUUUGCUUGUUUGUAUUAAACUGUGAAGAGCUGAAGAAGAAUCAUUAUGAUGCCCCAAUCUGUACAGUAUGGGAUGACUUUUUGUACUGGACCCUUUCUGUCCAAAAGCAGUUUUUUCUGUAAUCCUCUGCUGCUCAGGAGAUGCAGUUCAGCAUUCACAUCCUCAAUGUAAUUAGCCUUUUCUAUGUGCAGACCCUCUCACUACAGUUCUGAUUACCUCUUGCUGUGUGUGCAACUAGUAUUUUGAGUAGAAUCUUUAGUAUAAAUUGAGCAUUUGUCUUUGACGCUCAGUUCUGUAUUUUUUAUUGUGCAUUUUUUAUGGGUCAUUUCCAUUCCUGUCAGUUGAGUUUUGCAUCUGAGAACUGAUUCAUUGUAUCUUUGAGAGCAUUUCUCAUCAGUUCAGGCCCAGGUUGUUUUAAAUUGUGCUGUGCUAUAAAGAAAAAAUAUUCUUCUGUUAUUUCUAAAAUGCUUUUUAAAAUUGAAUUAUAGUUCAUUUUGUGCAUGUUUUAGUCAUGUGAACACUGAACUGCAGGUAUGCUUUAGACAUUGUUUUUGAGAAGAAUUAGGGUGCUGAAUGCCUUAUGUAUUUUGUUUUGUUUUCCAGAGAUUUUUGGACAAUUAAGCAUUUUGAUAAUAAAGAUGUUGCUGUGAUCUCUA